Molecule: messenger RNA, 5710 nt
Organism: Myotis lucifugus (little brown bat)
Lineage: Eukaryota; Metazoa; Chordata; Mammalia; Chiroptera; Vespertilionidae
Gene: SFXN5
Product: sideroflexin 5
Exons: 14
Coding region: 1494-2510 (338 amino acids)
Biological process (GO): monoatomic ion transport; citrate transport; mitochondrial transmembrane transport
Cellular component (GO): mitochondrial inner membrane
Molecular function (GO): citrate transmembrane transporter activity; monoatomic ion transmembrane transporter activity
Source: RefSeq, a predicted model, not a curated record
GCGGCCCGGACUCAGUCCUUUCUCACUCCCAGGAUACAGUAUUGAAUACUUGGGGGAUACAGAGGAUAAAAGACUUGAUUCCUGUUCUCAAACCAUUUAGCCUUGUCGGGAAAGGUAAUCUACAAAUCCAAGGUACAAAUGGUUCUUCAGGGCUAGCUGGAAUUUCCAGCUUUCAGGAGCGUCUGUCUUGUGGUUCAACUAUUGAAGGAUAAACUGACAGCUAUGGAUCAUACAUUGUUAAGAAACACAUGGGAAGGCAUGAGCCAACCCUGCACCUCACCACAAGACUAAGGAGAUCCAAAGUGGGGUUCCCUAGGGUCAGACUAAAUAUUUCUACUGUACUCUGUGUGAAACAGGCAGCUCCUCCUCCCUCUCCCCCUUGUGUUCAUUAUCCCUGCUGGUGCCUUGCUUUACCCCCCUCCCUAAAGUCCUUGUAGUGCUCCAUAACCCCCCUGAACCCCACUGGCCACUCCCAGCUCUCCUCCUGCCUAGGAAUUAGCCCCAGGAGGGAUCUUCCUUGGCAAAAGGAAGUGGAGGCUGCUAAGGCUCCUAAGACCUCCUGUGCAUUUAACUCAGCCAACAACUAUGGGGUGUUCCCCCAAGAUGUAUACACACUUUGAAUAUUAAUUCCAAUGGGUUAAAUCGAAAAGAAACAUCAACUGAGCUAUCAGCUUUUAGUAGUGUGUACAUUUUGGGGGACACCCUGUAUUUGAGUCCCUACUGUGAGCUCUCCCAUGUCUGGCACCAUGGACUUAGCAGUGAAUCAAAAAGUCACAAUGGCCCUGUGGACCUUACAGUAGGAAAGACAAGACACUCAAAACAAUUAUAAAUGCAAGGGCUGCAAAAGAGAAGCGUUGGGUUAUAGUGGGUUUUGUAGAAGUAGGGACAUGGAUUGGGAAACAAUGUUUGCAUUGAGGCCAUAAAGAGGGCCAGCCUCAGGCGAAGACAAACAGUUAAUAGUUUUCUAGGUACAGAAUGUUCCAGGGUGGGCGGGGAGCACACAGCAUGCCCCAGGAACCGACUAUCAGGGUGGCUACGGAGCACAAGGCAGGAGGCAGGUGGGACAGACUGCAGGAGUAUUCCGCAGUGCAACUCCUGCAGAAAGCCUUCGGAGAGUAACCCUAAUCCGCCUCCAGUCCUGGCCCAUCAGGUCCGGGGUCCCGUGCGCUCUGGGAGUGACGCCCCCCGCAGCAACUCAAACUUCCCGGGGCAGGGGACCGGGAGGGGUCGCUCCGUGCUCCCCUUGGCGGGGACCUGAGACACGCACACUCGCAGGGUCUGCAAACUGGCAGCGGGAACCCAACCCCGGUCUGUGUGGGCGCAACUCCGCAGUCGAGGGCUGCCCAGCGUCUUGGCAAGAAAAACUACACUCCCCACAACACUCUGCGCCUCCGACUCGCUGCGGUUGCUCAUGGCCAAUCCGGAGAGGUAGCUGUGGCGGGGGCCGAGGAGGGACAUUUUAAAAGGGCCGGGGAUUGCGGGCGUCAGUGGCCAUGGCGGAUACAGCGACCACAGCAUCGGCGGCGGCGGCAAGUGCCGCUGGCUCCUCGACCGAUGCACCUCCUUUCCAGCUGGGCAAACCGCGCUUCCAGCAGACAUCCUUCUAUGGCCGCUUCAGGCACUUCUUGGAUAUUAUUGACCCUCGCACACUCUUUGUCACUGAGAGACGUCUCCGAGAGGCCGUGCAGCUGCUGGAGGACUAUAAGCAUGGGACCCUGCGCCCCGGGGUCACCAAUGAACAGCUCUGGAGUGCACAGAAAAUCAAGCAGGCUAUUCUACACCCGGACACCAAUGAGAAGAUCUUCAUGCCCUUUAGAAUGUCAGGUUACAUUCCUUUUGGGACACCAAUUGUGGUCGGCCUUCUUUUGCCCAACCAGACACUGGCGUCCACGGUCUUCUGGCAGUGGCUGAACCAGAGCCACAAUGCUUGUGUCAACUAUGCAAACCGCAACGCUACCAAGCCUUCACCUGCAUCCAAGUUCAUCCAGGGCUACCUAGGAGCUGUCAUCAGUGCCGUCUCCAUCGCUGUGGGCCUUAAUGUCUUGGUUCAGAAAGCCAACAAGUUCACCCCGGCCACCCGCCUUCUCGUCCAGAGAUUUGUCCCCGCUGUAGCCAGCGCCAAUAUCUGCAACGUGGUCCUGAUGCGGUACGGGGAGCUGGAAGAAGGGAUCGAUGUCCUGGAUGGUGAUGGCAACCUCGUGGGCUCCUCCAGGAUCGCAGCCAGACAUGCCCUGCUGGAGACGGCGCUGACGCGAGUGGUCCUCCCCAUGCCCAUCCUGGUGCUCCCGCCAAUCGUCAUGUCCAUGCUGGAGAAGACGGCUCUCCUGCAGGCGCGUCCCCGGCUGCUUCUCCCAGUGCAAAGCCUCGUGUGCCUGGCAGCCUUCGGCCUGGCCCUGCCUCUGGCCAUCAGCCUCUUCCCACAGAUGUCAGAGAUCGAAACAUCCCAGUUAGAGCCUGAGAUUGCCCAGGCCACCAGCAGCCGGACAGUGGUGUACAACAAGGGGCUGUGAGUGGUGGCCGGCUGGCCUGGGGAUGCAGCCUGGUCCAGCCUGGGGAGCUGGGGGCGGGGAGGAGGUCUCGUGAGUAGCGCCUGCAGGGAGGGCAAGCUGGCCCCACCAGUCCUGGGCCACCUGGGGGCGGGGGGGUCUCCAUCCACAGUGGUAGGGAGACUAAUCUAUUCACCUGUUAACAUAAGGGAGAGGAAUUCUGACACAUUUCCUAUACAAAUAAUCAAGUGCAUUUCUGGGCCUUACGUGGGGUUGCCAAAACUCUACUCAGCACAAUUAUGUGUGAAGCUGAAAAAUUGUAGAGUGCCCACAGGGUAGAAUUAGGAUCCUUUUAUACUUUUUAUUUUUAUUUUUAUUUUUUUAUCAGAAUCAAGCCUUGGUUGCAGCUGCCCAGGUGGUGGUCUGGUGGUGGGAGUAGGGGUAGGCCUGCGGCGAGCUGGCUGGCUUGGUGGUGGGGCUGGUAGAUUUAAGAUAUUGCUGUGGCCAAGACCGACGUCUCCCUGGGUGUUCAGGGGUAGGGAAGGGAGGGGAGGUAGUCUACACCUCGUCGGAUGAGCCAGCUAUGAUUAAGGUCCUCAGGAGGUGGCCCAGGAAAUCAAGGAGCACUGGAAGUCUCUGGAAGGUCCCAUGGGCAGCUGGCUCUGAGUGUGGCCGGCCUUCAAGAUCCAGGCCACACCUGCAGAACCGAUUCCUCUACACGAAGCCCAGUGACACACGAGCUGGCAUCACCCUUCAUGGAGCCCUGAUAUAUGGGAGGCCCCUGAGAUGACCCCAGCUCCAGGCAGGAAGCCCCAAGAAGGAAUGAUGUUGGGCAGGAGCCGGGGGCAUGCAGCCCGGCCUUUGCAGGAAGAUCUUCCUCCCUGGCACCAGGCUGGAACUGGGCAUUAGGGCCGAGUGUGGGGCUGGAGCCAGGCUGACGGCCACUGAGCAGGAGGGCCUGUGCCUGAGAGUACAAAGGCCAGAUCUCUAGGCACCUAUCGGAGAGGAAGCAUCAACCUGGGAAUCAAAGCAGGUGCUGGCUCUGGCCGGCGGCGUAACCUUGGACAAGCCCACUUCCUUCUCUGAGCCUCCACCCCCAUGUCUGGAACCCGAGGACUGGAUCAAGGGAUUCCCGCCUGCUCCUCCAGCUAGAUCCCGUCUUUGCCUGUCCCGCUCAGAUGCUGGUCAUCCCAACACGGACACUGGACUGGGAAAGGGACGGGUCCCUUUGGGCACGGCCAGCAGUUGGCUUCAGGACCCGGACUCUGCUCUUGUGUAUGUGACCCCACCUCCUGGGAGCACUGGACCUUUGCCAAACACUUUACAGCUGUGAAGGAGGAGGUAGUAUGGAUGCCUGGGCUGGAGUGGGAGCCACACCCACAUGCCGCCUCUCACCCUGCACUGGCCUCUGAAGCCCCUGGCUGCUAGCUGCUGGCUGCCGGCUGCUGCCUCCCUUCCAGUUCGGGCCAGGAAAGGGGAGAGCUCUGCAGAGGAAAUCAGGGCCUGGUUGGGGUGAACAGGGUAAUCUCUCAUCUGAAAGGCCCCAAAAGAGAACGCAUGGGUCUCAAGGUACCUCUCACCUGAUCCCAACUGGAAUGAGCCUUCAACAUGCAGCCUCAGGGCCUCCCCUCCUCUGGUGCCUGACUCCACCUGGGGAGACAUGGCUGGAGGUGGACAGGUACGUGCAAGGAAAGGCAGUGCCGGGCAGUGGAGGCCUGGCCACAGGCUCUGCUCCCCUUGGGGCGGGGGGAGUUGUGGCAAGGUGGGUCUUCUACAGGCAUUGGCCCCAGACAUCCCACCAGAAGCCCCUGCUGCCCUCACCUCCCAGCCGGGCCCUGCAGCCUCCCAGCCAGCUCUGCAGGGUGCAGCCCUGAGGGCCCCCACUCUCCCAAGGAGCAGCCCACCCACUGCCCGUCAGGAAGGGGAGAGGCAGCGACACGCAUGGAAGACAGAGCAGCAGAGGGAAGGGCUGCCUCGGUGUUGGAGGGACAGGUAUUUUUGCGUUACUCCCGCCAUAAUGUGAACGUGCCAGCGACUGGGGCCUGGGCACGUCUGGGGCCUCUUUUGCAAACUCACCCCACCUCACCUCUUAUUGGGUCGUUUUUUUAAAAUAUAUAUUUUUAAUUAAUUUCAGAGAGGAAGGAAGAGGGAGAGAGAGAUAGAAAUAUCAAUGAUGAGAGAGAAUCAUUGAUUGGCUGCCUCCUGCAUGCCCCCCACUGGGGAUUGAGCCCACAACCUGGGCAUGUGCCCUUGACCGGAAUCGAACCUGGGACCCUUCAGUCAGCAGGCCGAUGCUCUAUCCAUGGAGCCAAACCGGCCAGGGCUUAUUGGGUCUUAUUCUUGUGCACUUUACCUUGGGACCAAAACUGCUCCCCCCAGCUCUUUACCCCGCUACCCCCUCCAGAGGCCUGGCAGAGAUGGGAUCUCUCCAUCUCCCCUCUGGGCUGGCUGCCCCGGCCCAGCCCUGUGGCCCCUGCAUCUCAUAACCUAUUUACUGUAUCUCCCAGAUGAUUUCCGGUGAUGCUCCCAAAUGCAGUGUCAGGUGACUUCAGGGGGCUCCUCCUGGUAGGGGUGGUGGCAGCGAAGGAUCCUUAUAGCUCAGGGUGACGGUGUCAGAGAUUCAGCGAGCCGUGCUGCUAGGCCCUGGUCUGGCUGCAGAACACACCACGAGGGGAAACUUUCAGUUCACAUCCAGCCCCUCUCAGCUGAGGCCAGAGGAAGGGAGGCCUCAUGGGAAGAUGGUUUCAUGUCUGGGGAGCAGGCUGAGUCAGGGCAGGGCUGGCCCAGCGGUGCCAGAAUCCAGGCCAUACCUGCAGCCGAUUCUCCAGCUCUGGUGUAUCUGCCUGGCCCUCCUCUGGUCACUUCAAACAUUCCUCAAGGCUUGGGAUGCCCCUCUCCCGUUUCCAGAGAACUGUCCGCAUGUGCAGGGACCAAAAGCCCAAGAUGUCAGGAUGGCUGGCCAGCAUCCCGUUCCACCUCCUGAUUAGGGAGGAGGUGGGGAGGGGGGGGGCUGUUUCUUAUCCUGGGCCUCUACCCUGGCAGAAGGGUGGGGUUCUGAGAGGAAACAGGCCCACGGACAGAAGCAAGGUGGUUUCCCAGCCCUGGGCCUCGGUCAUACCCAGGUUACUUUGCAGUGUCUUUUUAACCUUCUCAGAAAAUUUCUCAAUCUCUGUGAUUUGUGUACUACUAAUGAACUGUGGGCAAUAAAUGAUGGAUUUAAAGCA